Messenger RNA from Guyanagaster necrorhizus, 3095 nucleotides. Its product is annotated as 26S proteasome regulatory complex, non-ATPase subcomplex, Rpn1 subunit. Gene Ontology annotation, molecular function: enzyme regulator activity. The record is from RefSeq and is a predicted model, not a curated record. The coding region runs from base 43 to 2913 and encodes 956 amino acids. Gene Ontology annotation, cellular component: proteasome complex; nucleus; proteasome storage granule. The transcript has 13 exons. Gene Ontology annotation, biological process: regulation of protein catabolic process; proteasome-mediated ubiquitin-dependent protein catabolic process. Lineage: Eukaryota; Fungi; Basidiomycota; Agaricomycetes; Agaricales; Physalacriaceae.
GCGUUCACCAGCGAUCAGCUUGCCCGUCACUUUUAUACCACGAUGCCCGUCCCGACAGAGUUUGCUAUCUCCGUUCAGUCUGAAGACCCCCAGAAGAAGAAAGACGAGAAAGAUGGUGAAAAGGACAAGCAGGAAGGCUCGUCAAAACUGAAGAAGGAUGGGAAGGAGGUGGAAGGGGAAGAGCUGUCAGAAGAAGACAUUCAACUGCGUACUGAGCUGGAAAUGCUUGUUGAACGGUUGAAGGAAUCGAAUACGGACCUCUAUCGACCAGCCUUGGAGACGCUCAGGACACUUAUUAGGACCUCUACUUCAUCGAUGACAUCCGUCCCUAAACCCCUCAAAUUCCUUCGCCCACAUUAUCCUGAACUGCAAAAGCUAUAUGACACAUGGCCUGCAUCUGAAGACAAGAGCUUGUUCGCAGAUAUUAUGUCUGUUCUUGCCAUGACCUAUUCGGACACGCAACCUCGUGGCACCCUCCGCUACCGUCUUCUAUCAGCUUCCCUACGUCCAGCCAAUUCUCCUCUCGCUGAUCCAGGCACCUGGGGCCACGAAUACGUUCGCCACCUCGCGGCUGAGUUGGGUGAAGAGUUUGUAGCACAAGAGCAAGGAGAUCUUGAGCCACCAGAGAAAGGUAAGGAGAAGACAGAGCCCAUUGGUACCAUUGAACAACUGCGUGCCAUUGGAAGAGAGUGUGCUGUCUUUCUCCUGGCUCACAAUGCCGAACCCGAUGCUGUUGAUCUCUUGGAGGAACUGGAAAUCGUGGACCAGAUUGCAGCUCUGGUGGACGAAAACACUUAUGGACGAGUGUGCCAGUAUAUGGUUCGGUGUGUAAACCUCCUUCCUCCACCCGACGACACCUUGUUUCUGCAAACAGCGCAUGCUAUAUAUGUGCAACAACACAAGUUCCCUGAGGCUCUUGCCUUGGCAAUUCGAUUGGGUGACCCUGCCCUCGUGCGAGAAGACUUUAAUGCUCCAGGGAACCCUCUAAUGCAACGGCAGCUGGCAUUUCUCCUUGCGCGCGCCCAAGUUCCUCUGGAAUGGCUUAAACCAUCCAUUGAAGUGGGUGAGGGUGAGGAUACCGACUUGGACGAACUACCCGAAGAUCUCGUAGAGUGUCUAAGCAAUACCCAUUUGAGCACUGAUUUCCGGCUAUUUGGUAGAGAACUAGGCGUUCAGGAUCCAAAGAGUCUUGAAGACGUCUAUAAGACGCAUCUGGAGCAUACUCGUCCUGGGGUCCAACCUAAUGUGGAUUCUGCUCGUGCCAACUUGGCUGGUACAUUUGUUAACGCAUUUGUCAAUGCUGGGUUUGGAAAUGACAAGCUUAUGGUAGAGGCCGAAGAGGGUAACAGCUGGAUUUACAAGAACAAAGAUCAUGGCAUGAUGAGCGCUGCCGCUUCUCUUGGUCUGAGUUUGCUAUGGGAUACUGACCUGGGUCUUACUCACAUUGACAAGUAUACGUAUUCAUCGGAGGAGUACAUAAAGGCUGGUGCACUUUUUGCCACGGGUCUUCUAAACUGCGGUAUUCGAACAGAAGCAGAUGCCGCCAUGGCACUUCUCGGAGAGUACGUGGAAAACAAGUCUUUACCCCUCAAAACCAGUGCCAUAAUGGGUCUCGGAGUUGCCUACGCCGGGUCACACCGGGAAGAUAUCCUGGAGUUGCUACAACCCCAUAUCUCGGACGACAGUGCGACUAUGGAACUUGCCAGUCUUACUGCCUUAUCUCUCGGGUUUAUCUUUGUGGGCAGCGGGAAUGGCGACUUGACCGGGACGAUCCUGCAGACACUAAUGGAACGAGCCGAAAGGGAGGACAAGGGAUUAGAUGAGAAGUGGGGCAAGUUCUUCGCGUUAGGCUUAGGGUUGCUAUAUCUUGGCUUGCAAGCUCAAUCUGAUGCGACGUUAGAAACGCUUAAAGCUAUUGAUCACCCGCUGUCCAAGACUGCGCAGAUUAUCGUCGAGGCUUGUGCCUUCGCUGGAACUGGAAAUGUGCUCAAAGUUCAAGGGAUGCUGCAUCAGUGUGACGAGCAUAUUGUACCUGUCAAGGAAGAGAAGAAGGAAGAAGAUAACAAGGACAACAAGGAGGAGACCAAACAGGAAGUCAAACAGGAUGAUACCUUCCAGGCCUUCGCUGUCAUCGGUGUCGCCCUCAUCUCGAUGGGCGAAGAUAUUGGUGCUGAAAUGUCACUAAGGCAGUUCAACCACCUGAUGCAUUACGGCGAGCCAACAAUACGGAAAGCUGUCCCACUUGCUAUUGGUCUUGUCAGCGCCUCAAAUCCUCAGCUCCCAAUUCUCGAUACGCUCUCAAAAUACAGUCAUGACAACGACCUCCAGGUCGCGAUUAACGCUAUCUUCGCGAUGGGUCUUGUUGGCGCUGGUACGAAUAACGCACGCCUCGCGCAAAUGCUGCGUCAACUGGCUGGAUAUUACCAUAAAGAACCUGAUUGUCUCUUCAUGGUACGAAUAGCGCAGGGUCUCGUUCAUAUGGGCAAGGGGACCAUUGGCAUCAAUCCUUUCUUCUCAGAUCGGAGCAUCAUGAGUCGACCUGCUGUCGCUGGGCUGUUGGCCACACUGACGGCAUUCACUGAUUCAAAAGGAUUCAUCCUUGACAAAUACCACUGGAUGUUAUACUUCCUCACGCCCGCAAUGUAUCCUCGUUUCUUGAUUACACUGGACGAACAACUCAUAAGUACUCCUGUGACAGUCCGUGUUGGUCAGGCUGUCGAUGUCGUUGGACAAGCCGGAAAACCCCGAACUAUUUCCGGCUUCCAGACUCACCAAACACCAGUCCGACUGGGAACGAUCGAGCGCGCUGAGCUUGCAACAGAGGAGUUCAUACCUUUCAGUCACGUACUAGAAGGUUUCGUCAUAUUGCAGAAGAACCCUGGCUGGGAGAAAGAAGAUAAAAUGGACAUAUAAUGAUUUCUCAGUCGUAGACAGCGCAAAUCUAACGAAUAAUUAUCCACUCUGGAAAUGCCAUUCAGACUAUGUUCACAGAUGAUGCAUAUGAAAAGGAAGAAAAUGUAUAAUGCUAACUGAUGGUUGGUGGCUACGAUAUACACAGGAAAGCCCGAUGGAAUGGAUUGGAAAACAGGUAGAAG